CGCCCUGUACCCGGAGCGGCGGCGCCCCUCAUCUCGGGCCCCUCAGCGCGGUCGCCCACAUCCCCGACCCGGGGCCGGGUCUGCGCCAACCCGGCCCAGAUAGGCCCCGGGGUGACGAAAACUCUCCCUGGACCCAUACCUGUGUCUGUGGGACCCAAGGAAGCCACUGGCCCCCUCCCUUCCGAGACCUAAGGACGCAGUUCUCAGGGUCUCCCUCUCCCGACCCCCAGGCUCCCUGGAGACCCAGAUAACGCGCUGCUAACCUUACCCGGGACCCGGGUCUGGGGGACGCAGAUAAGCUGCACCUGCUCCCUCCCUUCGACACGCCUACCCAGACCCACAUAACCCCCUUUCCUGCUCCAGAUAGCCCGCUCUGUACCCUGUUUCAUUUUCCAGACUUACCUAACCCCUUUUGAGGCUUCCCUUAAAUAUCUGGGUUGGAGAACUCGGAUAAGCCUCAUCGCAGUUCCCUCCUCAGUGACCAUACUCCCAAGCUUUCGACAUCUUCCAUCCCGUUACCCAUUUUGAGACCCUCUUGAAAUUCAGAGGAUUCACUUCUGACUAUCUCCAACCCACACAGCCCUCCAGCCCUUAGAAUCCCCCAUCUCAUUCUUGUGGGUUUCCCUUAGAGACCCAGGAAACUUGCUCAUGAUUCCUUCCCAUCCUCAUUCUUCCUUCCCAUCCCGGAGACUCCCUCCAGACUUCUCCGUGAAUUUCCCUUGCUUCUUCAGCCCUCAUCCACUCCCAUCUCUCCCAGGUCCCGGGAAAUUGAAACUUUCCGACACCACAGUGGGGUGGUCCAAAAUCUGGCCUGGGACCCAGGCUGUGGCCCACCUUGGUGGGGAGAAAGGGCCCUGUUAGGUGCAGGAUACGGGGACAGCUGUGCAGGGGAAUCGGUGCUUUCACCUGCAAGCAUAGCCUGUCUCCUGGCUUGUGUGUUUUUCCACCUGUCAGCCUGGGACUGUUGUUAGUCUGGCCUUGGGUUUCUAAUCUUUCCCUCCUAAGGUGAGGGGCGGGGAUGUCGAAUCAGGUUUUCUCCCCAUGAAAAUGGGGUUGUGGUGAGUUGCAGCCAUUUGUUCAAGGCCUCCCCAGGAGUGGGAGGCAGCAGGAAUCCGAGGAAAUAGUGAAUCAAAGGGACUCCAAAGAGGGCCCAUCUACACUGACAGAAGAAUUAGCAGCCUGAGAGUAAAUCCAACCCCUGUUAAUCCUGUUUGAUGUUUCUUGGAAUGAUGCAAGUCAUUGAGACUCUCCAGCCUCCCUGUAAUUUAAUUCUCCCACCACUCUGGAGUGGGCGACGUGGGGGAGGGGGUGCAACAGCAUUCCCAUUUCCCCUUUUCUCACUGUUUUCCAGCCAACCAGUGUGUCUUUAGGAUUUGUUUCUGAUUCUCAGACCAGGAUCUGGUUUUUUUUCUUUCUUUCCUCUAAGUCUAUUUAUAAUUUCCCAGUUGCUAUUUUGGGUUCUGCUUAAGGGAAGAUUCUACCCCAAGGAACGUUCCGGGUCUAUUUCCUCCGGCAGGUGUUGAAUUGAGUUCUUCAGAUCCCCAAGUAACUCUUGGGCAGGAGGAUAAAAGCUAUUUUAGGGUAGUCACUGAAGUGGAGCUGUUAAUCCUCUGUGGGUCUCUUUAGUUAAGAACACUCAAAGAUUAACCCUUUCCUUGUUGCAGGGGUGUUAUCUCUCAACAGUUUUUUAGUGGGGAGUUAGGAGAAUUUGAGUGUGGCAGCAGAAGGUGGGAACUUGAAACUCAAUACAAAAACAAAGAUGAUAGUUCUCUUUUGUUGGGUGCUUCUAGCAGGCCAAGCCCUGUGCUGAGCCCUUUGCAUACCUCACUAAAAUAAUCCUUACAGCAAGCCUGUGAGGUAAGUAUUUUUAGCUUUACAGAUGAGGAAACAGGCUAACAAUGGAGAAAGAACGCAGUUUCUAUAGAGAUGAUGUAACACCAUAAAACUAUAGUUUCAUCAGAGGGCAGCAGGCAUCAUAGCACAUAACAGGGGAUGGACAGAGUGGGGAGAAAUAUGUCUCAGUUUCAGGUUCCAAAGAGGACUGUACAGAGUUUUUAGCAAGCAUUCCUGUUUGGGAUAUGGAGCCCUAAUAAUAGAAAAGGGUAUAGGAAGGUGGCUGUCAGCACAAGAGAGAACUCUGGCCCAGGAGAUGGUGCCUGGAGGGCGGUAAAGUAAGAGGCUCUUUAAAGGGGAAUGUGCCGAGGGUUAGUUUUGAGGGAAAGGGGGAAGACUGCAUUCUGUGGGAGAUGUUGGAAAAGGAAGGAAACUCACUCUGAGGCCUGAGAAGUAACAUUAAAGAGGAAAAAAAGAAGUACUACUCAGUCCAUCUGUGGACAAAGAGACAGACACAGCUUAGACCUCAGAGAAGGCACUGCAUGUAUUUGGCACACAUUUUAUGUCAGCCACUUUCAAGAGUAUUAUUUCACUUAAUGUUCUAUACGAAUCUUACAGGUAAGGAAAAUAAAUCCCUAUUUUAGAAAGUGAAGAAACUGAGGUUCAGAGAAAUAAAGUAACCUGCCUGUGGUUUCCCAGUCAGUAAGUGGCAGCUUUUCUGAUAGCAAGUCCAAUGUUCCUUCCAUGCCAACUCCCCUUUCAGAUCAGGUACUAGAAAGAAUCUUAGGCUGAAAAUAUACUGAGUGAUACCAGUAACUGGGAAGGAUUGUGUUUGUUUUAUGGAAACAGGUUCUGUCAGCUUCUCUGUAGUCAUUAAGGUUAAAAUGUGAGACCAGAAGAGCAGCUUUGGAAGAGAAGUAGAAUUCUUUCACAGUUUUGCUGAGGAAGGACAAGUCUGAAGGAACAGGCCUUCUGAUUAUGUGAGACAAACCCAGGAAUCUUUCUGGAUUAGAGGAGUUUGCAGUCAAAGGGUGGAGAGAGAGACAGAGAGACAGACAGACAAGAUCCCCAAAAGAGUUCCUAGGUAACACUAGCAGCUUUGGUUAUCCAAGAGGCUGCGGGUGACUGUAGGUAGGGACUUGCCUGUGCCUUUUGAAAAGUAUAGGAGAGCAGGAUUGGGGUGUUGGCUCUUUUCUUUGUGAAGACAUAGCCCCAUUAAAAGCAGAUCAAGGCAAGCACAUGGCUGCUACUUUCCUCCUUUGGUUCUAUCAGUACAAGCUCCUUAGCCACCACCAGCCUCUUUCCUAGAAGCCCAUUACUCACCCUUUCAGUAGUAGCCUACUAAACUACUGUGUCUUGUUUGUGCUUGUUCAGGAGAACAGAUGAGGUAGACGUGUGGGAGGUGGGGACGUAAUGUUCUCUUUCUGAGUUUGUGUGGAGUUUCCAGGGCUAGGCUCCUCUCUCACAUCAGCCAAACUGAUGUGACUUGUUUCCUUCUGGCUGCUAUUCCCAACUUUCAGAGGCUGAGGUGCAUGAUUUCUAAAUGAAUGGGGAGCAGAAUUUGACUUUGAAGGUAGGGUAAUUCCUUCCAAUCUAAACAUGCACACUGAGCACACUCUCUACUCAAUUCCAAGGUGCAUAGUAAUCGCUGGCAUUAUAAACAGGUAAUUCCACCCUUGCAAAGGAGGAGGAGACUUAAACAAUGAAAGCCCAAGGUCACAGGCCUUUGAGGUUUAUAGUGAAGCAGGCACAUAUGCCAUAAUGAGUCGAAGGCUUAAGUGGGACUGGUUUUUAGUGCUACCUGCCUCUCCCCAGCAUGUGAUUUAUGCAAAAUGCAGCCACCUUUAUACAGAUCUUUCUAGACAAAUCUCCACUCGUGAUGGGGACAUGUUUAUCAUAUUACAUCACAGUGUUUCUUCAACAAGAGGAAUGGUUCCUGAACAGGACGUAGCUCAUGUUAAUGAUGAGCAAAGCUCUCUGGGGCAUGAACCCGCUGAUCCCAUCAUCUUGUUCACGGCCAGUCUGUUGGAUGAAUGGUCGCUGUAAGCAGCAGGUGCUAAUGAGCUGAGUAAGCAUUCUGUGGCCCACAGCUAGUUUGUGCAGUUGGAGCCCUCCCCAGAUUCUCAUGGAUAAUCCCCAGACACCCCCUUUUCUCUCUUCACAUGGAAAAGCCUCAUGAUCAAAUUUUGGCCUGAUCUUGUCAAAGGGAAUCCCCCGUUAUAGCAGGUUGCAAUGUGGUUGGUAAUCUGUGGUAAGCUUGGGAGUAUGAAUGUGGGUCUCUUGGCCCCUUUUGAGAGUCAGUGCGGUAACUCCCAUCCUCUUCCUCUGGAUUGGUAUCCGGAAAGGAGCUGUGUCAUCUUUGCACAUCCCCCCUUCUAUUCAACAAGAGAAAGAAUCAGACUUCAAGAUUUUGGCUCCCCAGUUGGGAAUAGCUGCGAACCCAGUUUAGACCAAAACUACCUGUGCGUAGGUUAGUCCCUGAAAAUCAACCUGCAUUCAGUGACUAGUUUACCUAUCUGAAAGAAAGUUGAGAUUCCUUUUCUAGAUAUUAGGUAUAUAGAGAUGAAAGAGAUAUGAUUUGAGCCCUCGAAGAAUCAGGCUGUUGGAGAGGCCUAAAUUCUAAUGCCAGAACGUUACCUGCUUCUAAUGGAGAUGUGCAUAUAUACUCUGAGGGUCUGUAGGAGGGGCUCCUCAGCACCUGGGGGUGUUGGACAGGCUUUGCGAAAGAGGGAUGAUCUGGGCCCUGAGACACAGAGACCCAGAGAAGUGGUAGAGGUUAGGAUGAGACCAGUCCUGGUUUAAGGAAAAUACUAAGAAUCUGCUGUUGCCUUCUCAGACAGACCCUCCUGAUGUUGAUGCACUGCUAAGAAACACAACUGGUACCAGGGCUGACCAUCAGGGAUGUAAAUUUCCUAAGUAGAGGCUUCCCUUUCCUUCUCUCUUGCCUUUUGGGCAUUUUAUUGCUCCUUAGCACCUCCAUGAGGAGGAGAAUGUGGAAAGUAGUGGACGAGGAGGUGCCAGGGUAAUGAGAUGGAGGAACCACUAUCUCUAGGUUUGAUGGAAAGGAUAUAAAAGUGAGGUCCAGAAGAGAAAGUUUGAAGUUUUGGGGCUUUUGGUUCCUCAGUUUAUCUUGUUUCUUAUUAGCCUAGAUGGUACUGGUAAUAGUAGCUACUACUCAGCACUUAAUGGAUGCCCAGCCUUCUGCUGAAUGCUUUAUAUUAAUGAGCUCAUUUAAUCCUUAAAACAUGUUUACAAUUUAGGAGAUUAUUAUGCCCACUUUAUAAAUGAGGAAACAGUUCAGGGAAGUAAGUAAUUGGCUGAAAGUCACACAGCUUCUAAGUGGAAGGGCUGGGAUUGGAAUGGGAUCUGUCUGCCUCCAGAGCCCAUGUUCUCAUGGUAUUGGGCUCCCUAACACCAGGUGUUCUGAUGUUUCAGGUGAAGAGAUUGUUUUCUGAAAGCUGCGUUCGAGGCUGUGACAGAGCUGAAAGCCCGUGUGGAGCGGAUGGGGAGGCUUUCUGAAUAACAUGGCCCUUUGCCAUUAGCCUUGCCAUGACCACAUUUUUCACCAGCGUCCCCCCCUGGAUUCAAGAUGCAAAGCAGCAGGAGGAAGUGGGCUGGAAACUAGUUCCCAGGCCUCGGGGCCGGGAGGCGGAGAGUCAAGUGAAGUGCCAAUGUGAAAUUUCGGGGACACCUUUCUCAAAUGGGGAGAAGCUGAGGCCUCACAGCCUCCCCCAACCAGAGCAGAGACCAUAUAGCUGCCCUCAGCUGCACUGUGGCAAGGCUUUUGCCUCCAAAUACAAGCUGUAUAGGCACAUGGCCACCCACUCAGCCCAGAAACCCCACCAGUGUAUGUACUGUGAUAAGAUGUUUCACCGCAAGGACCAUCUGCGGAAUCAUCUGCAGACCCAUGACCCUAACAAGGAGGCCCUCCACUGCUCUGAGUGUGGUAAGAAUUACAAUACAAAGCUGGGCUACCGGCGCCACCUGGCCAUGCAUGCUGCCAGCAGCGGUGACCUCAGCUGCAAGGUGUGCCUGCAGACCUUUGAGAGUACCCAGGCCCUGCUAGAGCACCUGAAGGCCCACUCACGCCGGGUAGCAGGUGGUGCCAAGGAGAAGAAGCACCCCUGUGACCACUGUGACCGGCGGUUCUAUACUCGUAAGGAUGUACGGCGGCACCUAGUGGUGCACACAGGCCGUAAGGAUUUCCUGUGCCAGUACUGUGCCCAGCGGUUUGGCCGUAAGGACCACCUGACGCGUCAUGUCAAGAAGAGCCACUCGCAGGAGCUGCUCAAGAUCAAGACAGAGCCAGUGGACAUGUUAGGCCUACUCAGCUGCAGCUCCACAGUCAAUGUGAAGGAAGAGCUGAGCCCUGUGCUGUGCAUGGCCUCUCGGGACGUAAUGGGGACCAAGGCCUUCCCUGGCAUGUUGCCCAUGGGCAUGUAUGGUGCCCACAUCCCUACGAUGCCCAGCACAGGUGUGCCACACUCCCUGGUGCACAACACACUGCCCAUGGGUAUGAGCUACCCUCUGGAAUCCUCACCUAUCUCUUCCCCAGCUCAGCUCCCUCCAAAAUACCAGCUUGGAUCUACCUCAUACUUGCCCGACAAAUUGCCCAAAGUGGAGGUGGAUAGUUUUCUGGCGGAGCUUCCUGGAAGCCUGUCUCUCUCAUCCGCUGAACCCCAGCCCACCUCACCUCAGCCGGCGGCAGCUGCAGCCCUCCUAGAUGAAGCACUGCUUGCCAAGAGCCCCGCCAACCUCUCUGAGGCCCUCUGCGCUGCUAAUGUGGACUUCUCCCACCUACUGGGCUUUCUUCCACUCAACCUGCCCCCGUGUAACCCGCCUGGGGCCACAGGAGGCCUGGUCAUGGGCUACUCCCAGGCCGAGGCACAGCCCCUGCUCACCACUUUGCAAGCUCAGCCUCAAGAUUCCCCAGGAGCUGGGGGACCACUGAACUUUGGGCCCCUGCACUCCUUGCCUCCGGUCUUCACAUCUGGCCUGAGUAGCACCACCCUGCCUCGUUUCCACCAAGCAUUCCAGUAGCCCCCACAGAGGCCCUCAGCUCAGUUUUUGGCUCUGUUAGGGAGCCUUAGUACCCACCCCGUCCGUGUCCCCCAUGAAGGCAGCUGAGCUUUCAGAGCUGGGUUAAAAAAAAAUUCCAGUGUCUGUAUGGAGCACUUGGUUUGGGGGUUCAGGCUCCAGGAUCAAUUCCAGAAGGAGCCUUGAGCCCCAACCCUGUGAAAAGAUCUCAUACCAUAGGACUUCAGGUAUUUUUGCUUUUAUUUUUUUGACCUGAAUCGGGAGCCACAUUUAGCCUUGUCCCUCUCCAAAGCGCCAGAACCUCCUCGAGAAUGGGAAGGCCUCUUGGAGACACAGAGGGUUUCACCUUGGACGACCUCAAGAGAAAUUGCCCAAGAAGCCCGCCUUCUGGUUCCAACCUGCAGACCCCACAGCAGUCAGUUGGUCAGGCCCUGCUCUAGAAGGUCACUUGGCUCCAUCGCCUGCUUCCAACCAAUGGGCAGGAGAGAGGGCCUUUAUUUCCUGCCCACCUACGCCUACUGUACCAGCGCCUCUGUUUCCAGUCAGUGUUGUCCAGCAACGGUACCGUUUACACAGUCCCCUCAGACACCAUUUCACCUCCCUUGCCAAGCUGUUAGCCUUAGGAUGAUUGCAGUGAACACUGUUUACACACCGUGAAUCCAUUCCCAUCAGUCCAUUCCAGUUGGCACCAGCCUGAACCAUUUGGUACCUGGUGUUAACUGGAGUCCUGUUUACAAGGCGGAGUCGGGUCUUGCUGACUUCUCUUCACUUGAGGUCACAUUUUUCCCCCGUGGGGAAAUAAACUGACUUUGGACUGCUUCAGUCACUGCCAUCUUCCAUGACUGCAUCUGUUCCUGCCCUCCUCGGCAGUGUCCACAGAAGACAGGCAAGAAGAUUGGAGCAGUUUUCUCACAGGUCUGCAGUUCUGUUUUUCUCCAAGUACAUUAUGACCCCCUCAUCCUCCUCUUGAACUGGAGAGGGGAAGAAAUGAAAGGCAUACCCACAUCUGUCACCUCCCCAACCCGUAGUCCCCACCUUGAACAUCAUGAGCUGUUAUCAAUCUUGGAAGCAGAGACUCUGGGUUGGUGUGAAUAGCAAAGGAGGAGGUCUGAGCCCCUCAUUUGUCUUCCUCCCACCUGUCCCUUUUCCAGGAAGUUGUGGAAUUGUUGGAAGAAGAGUUUGCAGAAAGUUAGGAAUGGGCACAUAGUUAAGUCCUAAUCUAUGGGUACAUUGUUAUGUCCUAAACCAAAAUUUUCCUUAUCCACAAUGUCCCGUCUGUCCCUUCCACUUUGCAGUGGACUCAGCCACUGUGCAUAGGCUUCUUUGCUUUCUGUCCAAAAACUUCCACUUUCUUCUUGUGCUACCAUCCCCAUCUCCAGUUUUGCCCCUAGUAUCCAGCAAGGUUUCUUGCAACAAAUGAUUAGUUCUUCUCUUCUGACUUGUGGGGCUUCCUGCUGUAGAGAGCACAGCCCUUGCCCAGAGCCCAGGAACCCCAUCCUUGCUUCAUCUCCGUUCUUCAUGGGCUUCACUCUUCCCACUCAUGGAAGGAAGGCAGCUCAGGGACCUCCACUGUGGGACCCUUGAGACAUCUCCACUCUGAUUCAGAAACACACUUCUACCUCUUUACUGUUAACUCUUGACAGAUGCAGUCAGCAGUUUCUGGGCACUUCUCUCAGGAGGUGCCUGAUGCUGACUUCUCCACUAGGGUUUCAGGACAAACUACCAAGGAACUGCCUCAGCCUCCUCCCAGUCCUCCCUCACCCGCCUUCUGUCUAGGCUCACUUGGUUUGUCAUCAGGAACUGAGCAGGUCCAGGACUCAGGCUUCUGCUUCAGCCCAGGCCAGUACUCCUUGUUUGAGGUGAAAGCCUUAAAAUUUAGCUCCCUAGCCCUUGAUUGGAAGCAAUUUGGAGUAAGUGUGUUUCGAUAUAGGCAGGGUAGCUUGGGAUACCUUUAAAUAAAAAAACCAGAUAUUAAAAUGUCUGGUAAGGUUAGAAUCAGACUAGAUGAUUUGCUUCUAAAAAUUAGUUUCAGUGAGUCCCAGGGACUAAUUAAGGUUUAUUUUAAAAAGCGUCUACCUUGGUACGCAGCCACCUCCUGCAUGCUGUGCAUGUUAUUGGGACUCGUAUUAUAGGCAAUAGGAUGUGAGAAUCCAGUUGGGACUCGCUCUUGCCAUUCUCCUUGUUGUAUCCGGUCUUCAGCACUAGACCCAGCAACCCUUCUCCCCUUAACUGCCACCUUCCCUACACCCUCAGUUUACAGAGGCCAUUGGGCCUCUGCUGCAGAAUACAAAGUCCUGGGCUGUUAGAGGAGUCCUGUCCUCUCUGCCUCCCUCGAAUUCUCUCUCCCCGUAAGUGAUGCUGGGAAAGUCAUGGGACUGGCAAAGCAACUGUUUCACCCCCACCUCUUGUCUUUUCUCCUUGCUUUCCCCACUUUGGUGUCUUCCCGUCUAUCCUGUCUUUCCUUUCCUCCUCCCUCAGUGUCCUCACCACCCGCAAGGAAUUUUCCCAUCACUGUGAACUUUGCUGGUACAGAGGAAUAAUAUCUGCCUUCACCUUUUUUUUUUGGACCAUAGCUAGCCAGCCAUUUCUUAAACCUCUCUUCCUAAAAUCAGGGUGGGGCGGGGGGAGAAGAGGGGAAAAAAAAAAAAAAAAAAAAGCCUUAAUGGCCUGGUUCAAAGGAUAAGAAUAGCUUUAUCCUACACUCAGUACCCAAACUCACUUCAGUAUGCUUACUGAGGCCAUGAGAACCUGAGGGGUGUCUGCCCAGGACAGGAGCCAUGGCAUGUGGCAAAGACCAGUGAGGGACCAGGAAAAAAAGGGGUGAUGUCCCCUUUCUCUGCCACCUCCAGCCUCUGUCGGCAAUGAGCUGUCCCCCUCCCACCCUACACAGUAGCUGGUCAGGGCUGAGUCCAGUCCUGGGAGUAAGGGAAUGGCAUGCCCAGAUGUCAGCUCAAAGGAUCCCUGCAUCAUCUUAAAGAGGUGGGAGGCAGGGAAAGGAGCACCAAUGAGGUUCCCCCCCCAACCUUUUACAAUGGCAUUUUCUUAAUUGAAAUCCGGGAAGCAGGUGUGAUUACUUUUUUGCUCAUAGAUAUUGUCCUAAGUUGGAAUUCUCCCACUGCCCUAAAACUUUCCCUAGUAGUCCUUUAAAUUCCCCCCUCCCUUUUUGGUAGCUGUUUUCUCCAUCCUCUCUCCACCUCUCCUCUUAUCUAGGAGCUAUUUGUAAGCACGAUUUUUUUUAACAGGUUAUAUUGUACAGGAUCAAUAUUUUGCUUUUUAACAAGGAUAUUUAUGUAAUAAGAAACUUUGCCUUAGGCAGGUGUUGGCCAGAAAAAUCCAGAUUCCUCUGGGACCCCACCCUGGCCUCUCCUGGAGCUCUGAACCUGCUGUGGAAGGAAUUGGCCGUGACCUUUGCCUCUGGAGAGUAGGGUCUAUGGCGAGGGAAAAGGGUGUUCUCUAUAAUAAUCUAGUGCCUCCAUGGAGGGGUUUGGAAAAAUUCCAGUUCAAUUUCUUUGUGUGUCAGCUAACUUCCUUAGCUGAUUCUUCCCACUCACACCUCUCCACCUCUGCAUAUUUGGCACUAGAACUCCUAAAACACCACUUCUUAUGCUUCUCCCUCCCUACCAGUGGUCAAGGCUUUGGAGCCACUCUUUUGUAACUCCAGAUUAUUUAAAGAGAGAAAAAUACAAGACAAAAAUCUUCUAGCACUUUGUAAACACAGUGAAUAACCUCUUGGAGUAUUUUUGGCUUUAUAUAAAACAAGGUUUUUAAUUGUAAAGUAUAAGUGCCAUUAGAAAAUGCACAGGGCAUAUCUUUGUUAAAGUAGAUUUUUCAAUGUUUUACAGAAUUACAUUUUCAAAAAAAAAAAAGGUUUUUAUAAUGAAGUUGUUUAUUAAAAACUUCUGAAUGAUG
Messenger RNA from Sapajus apella (tufted capuchin), 10779 nucleotides. It is a transcript of the gene PLAGL2, whose product is annotated as PLAG1 like zinc finger 2. Gene Ontology annotation, molecular function: DNA-binding transcription activator activity, RNA polymerase II-specific. Lineage: Eukaryota; Metazoa; Chordata; Mammalia; Primates; Cebidae. The coding region runs from base 5383 to 6873 and encodes 496 amino acids. The transcript has 2 exons. The record is from RefSeq and is a predicted model, not a curated record.